Ylistrum balloti is the source of this 3348-nucleotide messenger RNA. Its product is annotated as tyrosine-protein kinase SYK-like. NCBI's taxonomy places the organism in Eukaryota, Metazoa, Mollusca, Bivalvia, Pectinida, Pectinidae. The record is from RefSeq and is a predicted model, not a curated record. Gene Ontology annotation, molecular function: non-membrane spanning protein tyrosine kinase activity; ATP binding; signaling receptor binding. Gene Ontology annotation, biological process: protein phosphorylation; intracellular signal transduction; cell differentiation. The transcript has 16 exons. The coding region runs from base 104 to 2089 and encodes 661 amino acids. Gene Ontology annotation, cellular component: extrinsic component of cytoplasmic side of plasma membrane; cytoplasm.
UAAGGCGGAUCGAAAACAGGGACACAUAUGCUUAACUUUUCACUCAAAGAGAGGAAUGUGUGACUGAACAUCCCAUAUAUGAGAGAACUUGACUGCAUACAACAUGGCUACCAGCUGGCCCCCUAUUCUUCCAUCCACUGUCAAAUAUUUUUAUGGUCGGAUCACACGAGAAGAGGCAGAGUGUAUUCUGCAAGGACAUGGAGCAACAGAGGGGCUCUACCUCCUUCGGGAGAGCAUUGGAGUUCUUGGAAACUUUGCCAUCAGUAUCUGUCAUAAUAGCAACAUUCACCAUUACGCUAUAGAGAAGCAGCAUGAUGGUCAGUAUCGCAUUGGUCAAGGCCGUCCAUGCAUUGGUCCUGUAGAAUUGAUCCAGCAUCACCGUGUUGAUAUUGAUGGCUUUAUCACCGUUCCUACCCAUCCUUGUAAUCGACUCCCAGGCCAGUCCCCAAUAGCCUUCCGUGGAAUGACCUAUGUUGACCUUGAAAAUGCCUUAUUGACUAAGGCAGAAAAAGAAAAAAUAAAACCAGAAUCUAUUUUUGGAGCCCAAAGACAGCACCUUAUAUUAAAGGUGGCACUGGAUUUACACCAAAAACAACCAUGGUUUCAUAAUAGAAUUUCACGAGAUGAAGCUCUACAGCGUCUGCAGAGGGACUCAGAUCACCAGAAUGGGAAGUUCUUGGUACGCUUACGUGAUGACAAGAAAUCUUUUGCCUUAACACUUAUGUACAUGAAUGAGCCACGACACUACAUUAUACAGAAACAGUCAGGAGACGAUAAGUUAGGAAUUCCAGAAGGCCCCAAGUUUGAUUGUCUGCUUAUGAUGAUAGAUCACUACCAUAACAAGUCAGACGGUCUGUUAUGUAAACUUACAAGUCCCUGUGUGGUUCCAGGAUAUGACACCAAGAAGCUAUCUAAAUACCUGGAGAGUUGUAGCAAUAAUGUAAGCUACACAAGUUCAGCUAUUUUACAGCGUCAAAGCAGUGGAGAGCGUAAUCAACCACUAAGUCCUACGUCACGAACCCCAAGUACAAAACGACAGCUACCUGCUACCCCGAAAGAGGCCACCAAAGUUGUCAACCAAAACGGUGCUGCUAAUCGUCCCUCCUUGCCUUCCUCACGAAGGCCAAGUCUACCUCCACUACCAGCGCGAGAUGUUUUAAUCAGGGGCGAGUGGGAUCCCCCUGAGGCUAAUUCAAGAAGUAGAAUAGCUAUGGAUGAGGUGGAUUCUAAGAUCUAUGACACAGUGCCUCGAAACAAAGAGACAUUCAACCUGUCAAGGGACCAGAUCGUCCUGGAAGGAGAUUUGGGCUCAGGACAGUUUGGUUCAGUAAAGAAGGGAAAUUGUACACUACGUAGUGGCAAGGUGAUCCCUGUGGCAGUGAAAACACUGAAAAAUGAGGACAUUUCUGGUCAAGCAGAGAUGAAAAGAGAAGCAGAAUUAAUGAGCCAGCUGGUAAACCCAUACAUUGUCCGAAUGAUUGGGGUGUGCAGUGCUGACAAUAUCAUGCUUGUCCUUGAACUUCUGCCAAGUGGGCCUCUCAACAGUUACCUCAAAAGUCACAAAGAAACCCCACAGUGGAAUGUGUGCGAACUUAUGUGGCAAGUAGCAGAAGGCAUGAACUUUUUAUCCAGUAAGAACUUUGUUCAUCGUGAUCUUGCAGCCAGAAAUGUGUUACUCAGUAAUCCACACACAGCAAAGAUCAGUGACUUUGGGAUGUCAAAAGCAUUGGGGAGGGAAGGAAACUACUACGAGGCCAGUGAGGCAGGAAGAUGGCCUCUGAAGUGGUAUGCCCCUGAAUGUGUAUACUACUGGAAAUUUGACACCAAAUCUGAUGUAUGGAGCUAUGGAGUUACACUAUGGGAGGCAACGUCUUAUGGUGAAAAACCUUACAGGAGGAUGAAAGGUCAAGAAAUAUUGGAGUUUGUGGAAAGUGGUAGAAGGCUGGACAGACCAGAGCAAUGUCCAGAUGAUAUUUACCGUAUCAUGAUGGAAUGCUGGAGAUACGAGAAAAGAGAACGGCCAUCAUUUUCUGAGUUAGCUGUGAAGAUGGAAUACCAGUUUAAAAGUCUGCAGCAAGAUAAUUACUGAGCAUAUCAGGUUAUACUGGUGACAGAUUUCACUCUUCUGUGUUGGAGGGCAGGACUUAUCGUACUUAUAAUCUGUCCUUAAUUCUCUGUGUGAUAUUCAACACAGUGCUACAUACAUUACUGGUGACAGAUUUCACUCUUCUGUGUUGGAGGGCAGGACUUAUCGUACUUAUAAUCUGUCCUUAAUUCUGUGUGAUAUUCAACACAGUGCUACAUACAUUACUGGUGACAGAUUUCACUCUUCUGUGUUGGAGGGCAGGACUUAUCAUACUUAUAAUCUGUCCUUAAUUCUCUGUGUGAUAUUCAACACAGUGCUACAUGCAUUACUUGUGGGUGUAACAUACAUUACUGGUGAUUAUAACAUAUAUUACUGGUAUACCACAAAGUCAUAAUGGAUAAUUGACAUCGAACAUACUAAUUCAGCUUCACAUCAAGCGGAGGACAAGCCUAAACACAAAGAAUGUUUCUGUCUUUCUGAGGCUGAAGUUAAUCCAUGAAAGUCUGUUCUAACUUUUUCCUAUAGGCCAGCCACAUUUACCAUAUUUGGUAGUGGAUGGUAUCAGACACAUAUAAAACUGUAAACUAGUAUUGUUAUUGAAGUAUGGUUAUUAAUUAUUAACCAUCACAUUUACUGAACAAAUAUAAAGCUAUACCAAUCAAAGCCUAGUAUAAACACUGAGAUGUUGUUGUUUUUUUAGAAUAUAAGAGGCAAUAUAUGAAUUAUGUACAUUGUGUAAAUAUAUUUCUAUAAAUACAAUGUGUAUGGUGUGAAUGUAAGUUGGAGAAGUAUGUGAUAUCAUAUAAGGGCUAUUCAAGUACAAUAUCUGCCCCAUGUCAGAAACCUAGGUUUUGAAGGGUACCAUCCUUAGAAUUUAAUUGAUGAUUUACUUAGAAGUAAUAGGCCAAAAACAUGAACUGUGGAUUAAAUUAAUUAUUUUGGAAUCCUGGGAUUAGGUACCAGGUAGUUGUUUUACUGGAAUAGCCCUAAGUCAUAUUGGUUUCUGUGAAACAUUAGAGUGACAGUGUAAAGUCAGAGGGUUGUUCCACCUGACACAGCAAGGGAGGCAUGUCAGGAAUCUGUCACAAAAUCAUAACAUUUAAAAAUCAUAGAAAAUAAAUAUGUUACUUCCAUUAGUUCUUAAUUAUCAAAAGAAAAGUGAAAGACUUAUUUCUACUGGGGAAUAUCUGCAUGAUAUACUUUUCAUAAAAAUCCUUCUACUUACAUGUACUUAUUAGAUACUGGAGUAUCUUGUGAUAAUU